Messenger RNA from Abrus precatorius (Indian licorice), 1873 nucleotides. Its product is annotated as purple acid phosphatase 15-like. The coding region runs from base 21 to 1760 and encodes 579 amino acids. Lineage: Eukaryota; Viridiplantae; Streptophyta; Magnoliopsida; Fabales; Fabaceae. The record is from RefSeq and is a predicted model, not a curated record. The transcript is spliced from 9 exons. Gene Ontology annotation, molecular function: acid phosphatase activity; metal ion binding.
AGAGUACUCGACGGUGCUGUAUGUGGGGAAGAGUUCGGCGGGGAGAUUGGUGUCGGCGAUGGGGCGAGGGAAGGGGUUGCGGAGGGAGCAGAAGGGGCAGUGCCAGAUGCGUGACUGGUAGUCGAGGCGGGCGUAGGGGUUCAAAACGGCGCCGCAUCGGGAGCACACAAGUGCUUCAUAGGGCAGAAUUGGUAGUCUACACCAUUGUUCAUGGCGGAAUUCCAACAACUUUGGAUGGACCCUUCAAGCCUGUCACCGUUCCUCUUGAUCGGAGCUUCCGUGGAAACGCUGUGGACCUCCCAGACACAGAUCCUCUUGUUCAAAGAACUGUUGAAGGGUUCCAGCCAGAACAAAUCUCUGUCUCCCUCUCUGCUUCUCAUGACUCUGUUUGGAUUUCUUGGAUUACUGGGGAAUUCCAAAUUGGGGACAAUAUAGAACCCUUAGAUCCUGAAAGUGUUGCCAGCAUAGUUCAAUAUGGAAGGUUCGGAAGGUCAAUGACUCACCAAGCUACGGGUUAUUCGCUUGUUUACAGUCAACUUUAUCCUUUUGAAGGCCUUCAAAACUACACGUCUGGAAUUAUACAUCAUGUUCGUCUCAAAGGAUUGAGAGCCAACACAUUAUAUCAAUAUCAAUGUGGAGACCCUUCUUUGUCAGCAAUGAGUGAUGUUCACUAUUUCAGAACCAUGCCAGUUUCAGGUCCCAAGAGCUACCCUAGCAGAAUAGCAGUGGUUGGAGACUUGGGUCUCACAUACAAUACCACAUCCACUGUUAAUCAUAUGAUCAGUAACCAUCCUGAUCUUAUUCUAUUGGUUGGAGAUGUUAGUUAUGCUAACCAGUAUCUUACUAAUGGCACUGGGGCUGACUGCUACUCUUGCUCAUUUCCUAACACUCCAAUCCACGAAACAUAUCAGCCUCGUUGGGAUUAUUGGGGAAGGUACAUGCAACCUCUGAUUUCUAGUGUCCCAAUAAUGGUAAUAGAAGGGAAUCAUGAGAUAGAAGAACAAGCUGAGAACCAGAUAUUUGUUGCUUAUAGUUCUCGAUUUGCAUUCCCAUCAGAAGAGAGUGGAUCAUCAUCCACUUUCUAUUAUUCUUUCAAUGCUGGAGGAAUACAUUUUAUAAUGCUGGGGGCCUACAUAUCCUAUAACAAAUCGGGGGACCAGUAUAAGUGGUUAGAGAGAGACUUGGCUUCUUUUGACAGGGAAGUAACUCCGUGGCUGGUAGCUACAUGGCAUUCACCUUGGUACAGCACCUACAAGGCACAUUAUAGAGAAGCAGAGUGUAUGAGGGUAGAGAUGGAAGACUUACUAUAUAAAUACGGCGUUGACAUUGUCUUCAAUGGACAUGUUCAUGCGUAUGAGAGAUCAAACCGAGUAUACAACUACACAUUGGAUCCAUGUGGUCCUGUUUACAUAACUGUUGGGGAUGGUGGUAACAGGGAGAAGAUGGCAAUUACACAUGCAGAUGACCCCGGAAACUGUCCAGAACCAUCAACCACACCAGACGAGUAUAUGGGUGGCUUCUGCGCGUUUAAUUUUACCUCUGGUCCUGCAGCAGGCAAGUUCUGUUGGGACCGACAACCUGAUUAUAGUGCUUUCAGAGAAAGUAGCUUCGGCCAUGGGAUUCUAGAGGUGAAAAAUCAAACCCAUGCGUUGUGGACUUGGCAUCGUAAUCAAGACUUGUAUGGUAGCGCUGGAGAUGCCAUUUACAUUGUUAGGCAACCCCAAAGGUGUCCCCCAGUCAAGCCAGAGCAGGGCGCCUAAAAAUUUAACUUAAAGAAGCAUUAAGUUUAUCAAUGCUACCGUGUGCUGCCAACCGGAUUCGGAGGUAUACUGUAUGUUAUCGUGUCUUAGCAACAGAUAUUGUAACCCAAUCC